UCCUUUAUUGGACUCGCGACGUUCCCGAUGCAGAUCCUUUCUUCGUCGACACACACAACAGUGAGACCUUAGGGUUUCUUCGAUCGAUCUUGGGAUCAACAACAAACAUCUUGAAUCUCAACGAGGUUGAUGAUCACGUCACGAUGAUGCUGCAUAUAUCCGGUUUCAUGGAGUCAAGCAGAGGGGAUAGUGGUCUGCAAGUGAAAACUUCUUAAUUUUAUCAUAUCCCAUCAGGUCGAAAUUCUUGAUGUUAGUUUUGAAUUGAAUUCCUUGAAGGACACCAGAUAGAAAGGUAGUAAUCAAAUGGAGCAAAGGUUCUGCUCUAGUUGGCUACUUGGCUUCCGUAUGGAUGGAAGAAAUAGUAAGAGAUUUUUUUCGUUAAUUUCUAAUUACAAAUAUGAUUUGAGUCUCUCUCUCUCUCUCUCUCUCUCUCUCUCCCUUGGUCUUCUUCAUUCGCUUUGUCAACGGCUCUCUCUUCUUGGCCGGCACUCUUCUAAAUGAUUUCUUUAUUUUCACCAUUUUCAUAUUAUAAGAAAGAUUCCUAUGUAGAAGAAGACAUACAUAAUACAUGUAUAUAAAAUUUGUUAAGACAAGACCAUGUCUCGUUUAUGGGUGAUAAGUCCUCCGCUCGCUCAUCACAAGUCUUCUUCUCUCCUCAGCCACCAGAGGUCAUCUCUCUCUUUCUCUCUCCCCCUCCCAAUGCAUACUUGAUUUAUUGAUAUACUUAUAAAAUCUUAACUAGUUCUGUGAUAUGUAAAUGUAAUUAAUGAUCAUACACUUUAAUACUAGCUUGUGUAACAAAAACUCCCAAGUAUUACUGAAGUAACCACCUUUUGUUCACCUCUGUCUGCAAAAAUUUAUUUAAGAGGUAGUUGAUUUUCCUUCAACUCUAAACGUAUUGGAAAUGGCCGAAAUGAUGGAAGCGAUAGGCAGACCCGGAGGCAAUAAGUGGGAUGAUGGAUCGGACCAUGAUGGUGUUUCCAAGAUAUAUGUACGAGUUGGUUCAGAGGGCAUUCAGACCAUCCAUUUGGAAUAUGUGAAGAGUGGACAACUGAAAAGGGGAAAACUCUUUGGUGUUUGGGAUAGAGGUUUCACACAUACGAUCGAGAUUGACAGUCUUAACAAUGAAUAUCUUGAAUCUGUUGAGGGUUACUACGACGACAAAUCUAAUGUCAUUCAAGCACUUCAAUUUAAAACUAACACAAAAACUUCUGAGCUGCUAGGCUAUAAUAAUAAGGGUAAGAAGUUUUCACUCUUGCAAACAAGGGAAAGAAAAUCAUUGGGUUUCAUGGACAUGUUGAGAAGAACCUCAUUUCUCUUGGAGCAUAUUUCGCCGUUGUUUCUGUUAGUAAAUCAGUCUUGCACGGUGGUAUUGGUGGCCGUUACUGGGAUGAUGGUGUCCUUUACCGAUACUGCAAGAUUGAAUGGCAAAGCGGGUGCUUCUUCAUACUCUGCUGCGUCUAAGUCCUGAAGAUGAGCACUUUUGAAGAAUCUUGGGAGGAUAUAUUGCCUUACGGGUAUUAUAAACAUGAUCAUUAGAGGGAACAUAACUCCAGCUAUUGGGAUCCACGUGAGACCAAAGCAGGUUAAAAGAUAAGUUGUUUGGAAAAUAGUGAACAUUGCAAUCGUUUUGAAUGGAACAGUUUCCACAAAUGUUGCGUUGUUAUCUUCAAGA
This is a messenger RNA of Camelina sativa (false flax), 1675 nucleotides long. RefSeq names its product jacalin-related lectin 14-like. Gene Ontology annotation, molecular function: carbohydrate binding. NCBI's taxonomy places the organism in Eukaryota, Viridiplantae, Streptophyta, Magnoliopsida, Brassicales, Brassicaceae. The record is from RefSeq and is a predicted model, not a curated record.